UCUGCUUUGCAUCUGCUGUUCCUCUGCUCUCAUCAGCCUUCCUGGCAGCAAUCUCAUCAGCAUUCCUGGCAGCAAUCUCAUCAGCUUUCUGGCAGCAAUCUCAUCAGCAUUCCUGGCAGCAAUCUCAUCAGCUUCACUCAGCUGCAGUUCUGGUUACUGAGGGACGCAUUCACACCUGGAUGUCAUCAGUAUUCUCAGCUCCAAAACAUCUCCUCUUCCUGUUCACUAAACUCCAACUCUGAGUGCAAAACCCCACCUCUUCAUGAAUAUACAAAUAUCUAUGCAGUCUGA
Molecule: messenger RNA, 291 nt
Organism: Staurois parvus
Lineage: Eukaryota; Metazoa; Chordata; Amphibia; Anura; Ranidae
Source: the annotation of a GenBank genome assembly